CAUCGGAAGCCGAGCCCUUAGAGAAACCAGGCGCCGCUAGUGCGCACUGGCCUACUGGAGGUAGGCGAGGCGUGUGACUUUCCCUGUGUUCCGGGGAGCGGAUGGUGCAUCACCAGCCCCCAGUGCUAGUCCUGUGCACCCGAGUUUUGAGUACCUCUCCUGCAUAAGGAGAAGCCGAGUAUACCCUUACGGCGUCACACUUAAUUUCUGAGCACUUCGUGUGUGAGACUUAGGUGGUGGCCCUCGUGAGCACCCUGAUCCGGACGACAGACGAGCCAGGCGAUGAGUGAGAAGCUGGACACGGAAGUAAAGCAAAGGGAGAGAGCUACAGGAGAUGUGGACCUGGUUCCGGAGCACAUGGAGGGCUGCGGCCCAGAUGCCAGUGCAGCACACAGCCCUGCAGUCCCAGAAUGUCAGGAACAGCCUGGACCAGCUGCAGGGCCUGGAACUCAGCCUGGGCUCUACAGCUACAUAAGGGAUGACCUGUUCACCUCAGAGAUCUUUAAACUGGAGCUGCAAAAUGUGCCUCGCCAUGCCAGCUUCAGUGACGUCCGGCGCUUUUUGGGCCGUUUUGGCCUACAAUCCCACAAAAUUAAACUCUUUGGACAACCACCAUGUGCCUUUGUAACAUUUCGCAGCGCCGCUGAACGAGACAAGGCCUUGCGAGUGCUGCACGGCGCUCUCUGGAAAGGCCGCCCACUCAGCGUGCGCCUGGCUCGCCCCAAGGCUGACCCCAUGGCUAGGAAGCGGCGGCAGGAAGGUGAUGGUGAGCCAUCAGUUACGCAGAUUGCCGACGUGGUGACCCCUCUUUGGACAGUGCCCUACUCCGAGCAGCUGGAGCAGAAGCGGCAGGAAUGUGAGCGUGUGCUACAGAAGCUGGCCAAGGAAAUUGGGAGCACUAACCGUGCCCUGCUACCCUGGCUGCUCACUCAGAGACAACGACACAAUAAGGCUUGUUGCCCACUGGAGGGGAUCAGGCCAUCACCCCAGCAGACUGAAUAUCGUAAUAAGUGUGAGUUUCUGGUCGGAGUUGGGGUAGAUGGAGAAGACAACACUGUUGGCUGCCGGCUUGGCAAGUACAGGGGUGGAACCUGUGCUGUGGCAGCCCCCUUUGACACUGUGCACAUUCCAGAGGCCACUAAGCAGGUGGUGAAGGCCUUCCAGGAAUUCAUUCGGUCCACCCCAUACUUGGCAUAUGAUCCCGAGACAUAUACAGGCCACUGGAAGCAGCUGACUGUUCGGACCAGCCGCAGAGGCCAGGCCAUGGCCAUUGUCUACUUCCACCCCCAGAAACUGAGCUCGGAGGAGGUGGCAGGGCUGAAGGCCUCCCUGGUGUACCAUUUCAUGGAAGGACCAGGCAAGGCCAGUGGGGUGACCUGCCUCUACUUUGUGGAGGAGGGACAGAGGAAGACUCCCAGCCAGGAAGGCCUGCCCCUGGAGCAUAUGGCUGGUGACCAGUGCAUCCAGGAGGAUCUACUGGGCCUGACCUUCCGCAUCUCCCCUCAUGCAUUCUUCCAGGUAAACACGCCUGCAGCUGAGGUGCUCUACACAGUUAUCCAGGAAUGGGCUCAGUUGGAUGGGAGCAGUACCGUGCUGGAUGUAUGCUGUGGCACUGGAACCAUAGGCCUGGCCCUGGCCCAGAAGGUGAAGAGAGUAGUUGGGAUUGAACUGUGCCAGGAGGCUGUGGAGGAUGCCCGUGUAAAUGCCCUCACCAAUGAGUUGAGCAAUGUUGAGUUCCACUGCGGCAGAGCUGAGGAUCUUGUGCCAGGCUUGGUGAGCAGACUGUCCUCCCAGCAACUUGUAGCUGUCCUAGACCCACCACGGGCUGGCCUACAUUCCAAGGUGAUUCUGGCCAUUCGUAGAGCUGAGAACAUCAAGCGACUCCUGUAUGUUUCCUGCAAUCCCCGGGCAGCCAUGAGCAACUUUGUGGACCUCUGCAGGGCCCCGUCUAACCGAGUAAAAGGCAUCCCAUUCCAUCCAGUCAAGGCUGUGGCCGUAGACCUGUUCCCACAGACUCCACACUGCGAAAUGCUUAUCCUGUUUGAGAGGAUGGAACAACAUCCUAACGGCAUAGGAACCCUGGGGCAUCAAGACUCUCAAACUCCAAGAAAUCUUCCUGAUACCACCCCACUGGAAACAGAGAUUGCUCUCUCAUCCUAGAUUCUGGGAACUGCAGAACAAAAGCUAGGAACUCCUUAUAGCUUCCUACUAAGAUGGUGGUAGGCAUGAGGCCUACCCUAGCUGGUAUCAAUUCAAAGAGUAUGAACACCUGUGUCCUGUAAAGGGACUGCCAAACUCUAAAAUAAACAAUUGUUGACUUGC
Mesocricetus auratus (golden hamster) is the source of this 2322-nucleotide messenger RNA. RefSeq names its product tRNA methyltransferase 2 homolog A (gene Trmt2a). Gene Ontology annotation, biological process: RNA processing. The transcript has 12 exons. The record is from RefSeq and is a predicted model, not a curated record. Lineage: Eukaryota; Metazoa; Chordata; Mammalia; Rodentia; Cricetidae. Gene Ontology annotation, molecular function: RNA binding; RNA methyltransferase activity. Bases 283 to 2160 code for a protein of 625 amino acids.